AUGAAUGUUGGCCAUACAAAUUGGGCAAGGCAACUCAAUGAUGCUCUUUGGGCAUAUAGAAUAGCCUAUAAAACUCCUAUUGGUAUAUCCCCCUACCAAUUGGUGUUUGGUAAGGCUUGUCACUUACCCAUUGAGUUAGAGCAUAAGGCUUUAUGGGCUUUGAGGAAGUUGAAUAUGGAUUGGGAGGACACUUCAAAAUCAAGGGUGAAUCAACUUUAUGAAUUGGAAGAGUUUCAACUCAAAGCAUAUAAAAGCUCUGUGUUGUACAAAGAGAUGAUAAAGAGGUGGGAUGAUGCCAAAUUCUUAAAGCGAGAGUUUCAUGUGCCUGAUGAUGUCCUCUUUAAUCCAAGAUUGAAACUCUUUGUGGGAAAGCAUAGAUCGAAGUGGUCGGUCCCAUUCAUGAUAUCAAAUGUUUAUCCUAGUAGAGCUAUUGAGUUGGAAGAUCACGAGACGAAGAAAUAUAUGGUGAAUGGGCAAGGAUUGAAUCACUACUAUAUGGGUGGACCUGGAGAGGCUAAGGUUAAGUCGCUUUGCUUCAAAGAUCCAAAAUGA
Capsicum annuum is the source of this 552-nucleotide messenger RNA. RefSeq lists its product as uncharacterized. Lineage: Eukaryota; Viridiplantae; Streptophyta; Magnoliopsida; Solanales; Solanaceae. The record is from RefSeq and is a predicted model, not a curated record. Gene Ontology annotation, molecular function: nucleic acid binding. The transcript has a single exon. Bases 1 to 552 code for a protein of 183 amino acids.